This is a messenger RNA of Dermochelys coriacea (leatherback sea turtle), 1469 nucleotides long. RefSeq names its product IQ motif and ankyrin repeat containing 1 (gene IQANK1). Gene Ontology annotation, biological process: regulation of barbed-end actin filament capping. Gene Ontology annotation, cellular component: nucleus; cytoplasm. The record is from RefSeq and is a predicted model, not a curated record. Gene Ontology annotation, molecular function: protein binding. NCBI's taxonomy places the organism in Eukaryota, Metazoa, Chordata, Testudines, Dermochelyidae.
GUUCCGGUUGGGAACGGGUGCGCUUCCGGCGUCGCCGUUGCCUGGUGACGGGUGGGGCGGCUGCCGUGACAGGCGAAGGCCCCAGGAGCUGGAGCGGCGCAGGCGGAGCGCUCGUUCUGGCGGGUGCAACUUUCCCACGGCGACCCUGGAAGAGCAGGGAAAUGAGUGACAGGAAAACAGCUGGAAAAGGUGCAGCUCAGAAAGAUUCCAAACCAGCUUCACUGGUGAAGAAAUCAGGAACAGCAUCUAGAAGACCAGCGUUAGGCCAGCAAGCUGAGAGGAAAGGCACAGCUAAGCAAGAAAGCAGCUCCAAGCUCCCAAGGAAAUCCAGCAAUAAGCAGAAUGAGCCAGCCCUAAUAAACAGCCCGCAUAUAGACUUGUUCUCAACAAGACACAACAGGAAGUGCCUGCAGUUCUGCUCCCUCCUGAAUCACAGCCGGGGCUCAAUCGUGAACACGUUCCUCCUUCACCGGAAGGACCAUCUUUUUUACGCAUUUCCACUCAUCCCACUCAUUCACAAGGCUCUGCUGAAGGAGCUGAACAUGUCAGCUGCUUCCGGGAGCUACGUGGAGCCAGAGCAGGCCUUCAUUGAGAUGGUGAAGAAGGAGCAGGCAGAAGCUGAACGGGAGAGACAGAAAGAGGAAGAAAAAAGGAAGAAGGAGCGAGAAAUACAGCAAAGGAAGAAACGAAUGCUGGAAGCGGCAUUUAAUGGGGAUGUAUAAGAGAUGAAGGCUGUGCUAAAGGAAGUUAGUACUUGGCAGGGGAGAGAUUUGGAUACUAAGAAUGGUGUGGAUACCAGUGAAAAAGGGAAGGCCACGUGUCUCUGUAAUCACAUCAACAUGGUGGAGUGCACUGACGCCAAUGGAAACGCCCCUUUCAGAGCCAUCAAGAGAUGGCCACCCAAUGCGAUCAAGCUGCUGAUAGAAAAUGGAGCCAAUCCCAACUGCAAGGGAGCUUUUGGCAGGACUCCUCUUUAUCGUGCUGCUUUUGGUGGUCACAUGGCUGCAGUGGAGACACUUCUUCAAUAUGGAGCAGACCCCAGACUUUAUGCUGAUGGUGGCAAUACGCCUGAACAAGCAAUUGGUGAUGCAGAGAAGUUGGUGAAGACUCCACGUCUGGCUGCUGAGAAAGCAGAGGAGAAACUGUCCCUGGCCAGGCUCAGGUUGCGAGAACAGACUCAGGAAGACCUUACAAGGCGGCCAGAUACAGAAAUAGACCACCUUGACAAUGCCAGACACAAUUACAACAAGCGCACGCCUAUAAACCAUGCUGUUCAACUGCCUGUCUCCUUCCUCUUACAGGUACCUGUCCUUAGGGCAACAGAUGGACCAAAGUAUUCACAGACUGAAUUUCAAGCAACCAGGAUUGGAAACUUUAAAUUAUUUGUUGUCAUCAAACGUCACCAGCCCCCUGAGGAAUUGCUCCAAAUUCUCCUUCCAAUGGUCAUUCUGGCCAAGUGCAGCCAGUAG